Molecule: messenger RNA, 1155 nt
Organism: Penicillium brasilianum
Lineage: Eukaryota; Fungi; Ascomycota; Eurotiomycetes; Eurotiales; Aspergillaceae
Source: the annotation of a GenBank genome assembly
AUGGCACACACUAUUCGUUGGGGGAUCAUGGCCACUGGCUGGAUCGCCAAGACAUUCGUCCGCGAUCUCCUCCAAGACCCCAAAGCCCGCGACGCCUCCGACAUUGCCCACCAAAUCGUCGCCGUCGCCUCGUCCUCCUCCAAAGACAAAGCAACCCAAUUCAUCUCUGCCCUCUCAAUCCCCGACCCCUGCACCGCCUACUCCAACUACGAGGAUCUAGUCGCAGACCCUGCGAUCGAUGUCAUCUACGUCGCAACCCCGCACUCCCACCACUUCCAGAAUGUCAUGCUAGCCCUGAACGCGGGCAAGCAUGUCCUCUGCGAAAAGGCAUUCACGGUCAAUGCGGCACAGACGAAGAUUCUGUGCGAGACCGCGCGGGAGAAGGGUCUGUUCUUGAUGGAGGCAGUCUGGACUCGCUAUUUCCCGCUGAGCGUGCAAGUUCGGGAGAUUAUCCAGAGUGGAGAGAUUGGGGAGGUACUGAGGACGGUGGCGGACACGAGUUUCGGCGAUGAUGUCGAGGAGAAGUGGGGGACGACGCAUCGCAUGGUGAAUCCGGAUUUGGCGGGUGGUGCGUUGUUAGAUUUGGGAAUCUACUCCCUCACCUGGGUCUUCCAAACCCUGUACCACACGCUCCCCAAGGAACAGCGCAAGCCGCCAACGGUCACCUCCCAAAUGACCCCCUACCACCUUACGGGUGCCGAUGAAUCCACGACUAUAAUCCUCAAUUUCCCCACCAGCACGCCCACCAACGCUGGCCACCCUGCCCGCUCGCACGGCGUCGCAAUGACCAACAUCCGCGUCUCGGGCGACCCGGACGAGCAGGGCACUUCGGGCCCCAACAUUCGUAUCCAGGGCACCAAGGGCGAGAUUCAGGUGUUUGGGCUUCCGUUCCGGCCGACGCGGUAUCGCGUGAUUCCUGUCAAGGGUGCAGGACCGGUGCGUGAUGUAGAGUGUCCGUUCCCGGCCGGGGGACAUGGGAUGUUCUGGGAGGCGGAUGAGGUGGCCCGGUGUUUGAGGGAUGGGAAGGUGGAGAGUGAGGGGAUGCCGUGGGAGGAGAGCAUCGUUAUUAUGGAGGUGAUGGAUGAGGUGAGACGGCAGGGUGGGUUGGUGUAUCCGGCUAAGAUUGAGUCGACGGAGUAUCCGUUGCAGUUGUAA